Messenger RNA from Zootermopsis nevadensis, 5567 nucleotides. It is a transcript of the gene Sema2a, whose product is annotated as Semaphorin 2a. Lineage: Eukaryota; Metazoa; Arthropoda; Insecta; Blattodea; Termopsidae. The record is from RefSeq and is a predicted model, not a curated record. Gene Ontology annotation, cellular component: plasma membrane. Gene Ontology annotation, molecular function: chemorepellent activity; semaphorin receptor binding. Gene Ontology annotation, biological process: negative chemotaxis; semaphorin-plexin signaling pathway; positive regulation of cell migration.
ACUGUCAGUUGGUGGCCUGGGAACGUUAGCUGUGGACGUUAUCCGGUUAGCUGGUGGGCAGAAUCAGCCCAGUCGUACGAAAACUUGCACGUGUAGCAAAGCAAACGCAGACAUUUUUGUUGCUUGAGCUUAAUUUGUUAUCCUUGCUGUUUAUGAUGGCAUGAAUGUGUUGUUGAAAAUAUCUCACUGUUGUUUGGCACAGUCGUGUAAGUUGGGGAGAACUGUUAACAGAGGUUUCGGGUUUCUCUCGCAAAGUGCCGUGUUAGGAAUCUCUUAGCAAUGGCAAGUAAGAUGUCAGCGUGUUUGCGUCUAGUACUUGUUGUAACAGUCCUGUCUGAACUCGGUGUAUUCCAUGUUGGCGCUGAUUAUGACAACCAUUGGGCAUUCUACUAUGAAACACCUUGUUGCGGACACCACCAUCUUAGACACCAUAAAGAUCAUGUGCGAGAAUUCACCUGUGGCAAACUGUAUUACCGAACGUUCUACUUGGACGAGAAAAGAGAUGCUCUCUACGUUGGAGCUAUGGAUCGUGUAUUCAGGUUAAAUUUGAGCAACAUUAGUCACUCAAACUGUGAGCGGGAUUCAUUGAGCUUAGAACCGAGCAAUGUCGCCAGCUGCGUUUCCAAAGGGAAAUCGGAGCAUUUCGACUGCAGAAACCACAUCCGGGUGAUACAGCCGAUGGGAGAUGGUGGCCGACUGUACAUGUGUGGCACCAAUGCGCACAGUCCGAAAGACUGGGUCAUCUACUCGAACCUGACUCAUCUUCCUCGCCACGAGUAUGUUCCUGGAGUUGGUGUGGGAGUUGCGAAGUGUCCGUUUGAUCCUGCCGACAACUCGACAGCUCUGUGGGUGGAGAAGGGAAACCCGGGGGAGUUACCAGGCCUUUACAGUGGUACGAAUGCAGAAUUCACCAAAGCAGACACCGUCAUCUUCCGCACUGACCUCCACAAUCUGACCACAGGGAGACGCGAGUACAGCUUCAAGAGGACACUGAAAUACGACUCCAAGUGGCUGGACAAACCAAACUUUGUUGGGUCCUAUGACAUCGGGCAGUACGUAUUCUUCUUCUUUCGAGAGACGGCUGUGGAGUACAUCAACUGUGGAAAAAGUGUAUACUCUAGAGUGGCACGGGUGUGCAAGAAGGACACAGGUGGCAAGAAUAUCCUCAGUCAGAACUGGGCUACAUACCUCAAGGCUCGUUUGAACUGCUCUAUUCCUGGAGAAUUUCCCUUCUAUUUCAAUGAAAUUCAGAGUAUUUACAAGGUUCCUGGUGACGACACAAAGUUUUAUGGUGUAUUCACGACGUCGAUGAAUGGGUUGAUGGGAUCAGCUAUAUGCUCCUUUGCCAUCGAAGAUAUUCAAGAAGCUUUCAGAGGGAAGUUUAAGGAACAAGCGACGAGUAGCUCGGCUUGGCUUCCGGUACUGAGCAACCGGGUUCCCGAGCCACGUCCUGGUGACUGUGUUAAUGAUACGGAGACAUUGCCAGAUACUGUAUUGAACUUCAUAAGAUCACAUCCACUGAUGGAUGCAGCUGUUUCACAUGAAAAUGGGAAACCUGUUUUCUACAAGAGAGAUCUCCUGUUUACUCAUCUCGUAGUUGACAAGUUAAAAAUUGACCUGUUUGGCACCGACCUGGAAUAUGUCGUCUUCUACGCUGGGACCAAUGAGGGCAGAGUUUACAAAGUGGUACAGUGGUAUGAUUCAAGUGGAGAAUCUUCAUCCAUACUCCUGGAUGUUUUUGAUGUGACUCCUGGGGAGCCGAUCCAUUUAAUGGAAAUAUCACGACAACAUAAAUUCCUGUAUGUGGCUUCUGAUCAUCGUAUCCGCCAGAUCGACCUAGUGAUGUGCAACCGACGUUAUGACAAUUGCCUUCGUUGUGUUCAUGAUCCAUAUUGUGGAUGGGACAAAGAUACCAAUUCCUGCAAACCCUUUACACCAGGGUUGCUGCAGGAUGUGUCCAACAGUACAAUGGGUGUCUGUGACAGUAGUGUAGUGAAGAAGAAAAUGGUUGUUACAUGGGGUCAAAGUAUUCAUUUGGGAUGCUUUCUCAAAAUGCCGGAGGUGCUGAGCAGUCAGACAGUUACUUGGUUCCAUUACAACAAAGAGAAGGGACGCUAUCAGAUCGUAUACAGGCCAGACAAGUACAUAGAAACUUCAGAACAUGGGCUGGUGAUUAUUGCUGUUAAUGAGGCUGACUCUGGACGUUAUGACUGCUGGAUGGGAGGGUCACUGCUGUGCAGUUAUAACAUCACUGUAGACGCACAUCGUUGUGCCCCACCGGGCAAGUCUCAUGACUAUCAGAAGGUCUACUCUGAUUGGUGUCAUGAGUUUGAAAAGUACAAGAUGGCUAUGAAGACGUGGGAAAGGAAACAGGCUCAAUGCAGCACUAGGCAAAAUGACAGUAAUCAGAAUACACAUCCUAAUGAAAUUUAUCAUAGAAGUCCAUUAGUCUGAUAGUCGUUAAAAGAAUCUGAAGUAUUUCGCUUCCGUUGGACUCUCAUUUUGUAUAUAGAGCUCAUGAGCGCAAGACGGUAAAAAUAAUAAGCCUGGUAUGUACCGUACAUUUUAGACCUUCUGUAUUUGCCCGUGGCACAACAUUAGAAACUGUUGCAGGUCCCAUUGUCAUGCAGUGGUCCAGUCUGUCCCAGGCACGCAUUUAUGAUAAUAAUAAUAAUAAGAAUAACAAUAAUGUAUAUGCAGUGCUGGACCAGCAUCUCUGUUCCGAGAGUGGAGUAGAUCUGUGAUAUUCUGACAUAGCAAACAGUGAAGGGUUCUGUAGUGAGUGCGGUGAUACGUGUGUUUGGACAGACAGCGUCGGUUGUGUUGGGGGUUAAGGAAAUUUUAGAAUUAGAACUAAUCCUGUUAUAGAAGAGAAGACAUUUCUAAAAUCAUUGUAGCUUUUAAAUAAUAAAAUUAAAACGAGUACUUGUCCUCAUAGUAAGAGUCGCACGUACUACAUCGUGUGGUGUACCUUUAUUAUGAGAGUGUGUAUAUGUGAGUGUGAUUUUUUAAAAUGUGUAAAGAUUUCUUUUGUAUGCUGAUCAGUGUUUGAAGAUACAUAUAAUAUUUCAAUGAGAAUGGUGUCAUUUCCACAUAAAUGAUUUAAAUACUUUAUUCUGAUAUGCGAGUGAUUUAGCGAGGAAAUGAAGAGUUUGAUGUUGGAAGUUCCAAAUGACACCAGAUGUGAUUCAAAAGGUGCUACAUGUUACAUAUUUGUGAAAUGAUGGAAGUUUUAUCCACAUUUACACUAAGGAAUCAGCCAAUAUAUAUCUUUUAUCCUUUCCAACCUUAAUUACUGCACAGGAAGCAAUAUAAAAACCUGAGGAUAUAAGAAUAUUCAGGGCUAAAGUAGAUUUUGUGGUUGGCAAUAAGAAAUUACCAUUGACUAAUUGGCUAAUAAGACUUAACAUUUUCACUAUUAUAGUUUGGCAGAAUGGCUGGCUGCAUUGUUUCAUGAUGGAAUUAAAAUUGCUGAUUUUUAACAUUCCCUUCUGCAUCGUAGUUUCUAGUAAAGACAUAGAAAGGCAGUGAUGCAAGUAGUGGUCCAUUCUUGACAGCGUCUACAUAAAACAUUGUCCCUACUGUAGGAAUUAAAAUAAGAGUAUGCAGUGCUUCUGUAUAUUCUUAGGCAAAGAAGUGAGGACAGUGCACUAAACCACAGUUACGUACUCAGGUUGACAUUGAAAUUAUUUAAAGAUUCAGUAACUUGCUGAAUGCUGAAGUUCUCAUAAUAUUAAAGUUAAUAAUAUCUUGGUAGAGGUAGAGGAUUAUUUAAAGGUACUAUCCUGAAGUCGCCAGUCACAGUGGCUGCAUAGUCUGAGGUGUGGGCCUUGUGCAUUUGGACACUGGGACCAUGGAUUUGAAUCCCGUUCAAGUAAUUGAUAUUUGUCCGUGUCUUUCCGUGUUGUGCUGUUCUAUGUACAGAUAGAGGCCUUGCAACAGGCUGAUCACUCAUCCAAGGAAUCCUACCAUAUGUUUAACCUUUAUCCUACUUGCGUUCCUUGUCAGGAACAUAAGUUGAGUACUCGGCCCUACGAACGUUCCUUGUGCGGAACGUAAAUAUUUGCAACAUUGUAAGGAGACUUGGCUACGUCUUUUGGCCUCUUUAGGGGAUACAAAAAUUGAAUCACUUUCUCUAGGGUUCUGACAAGUUCAACCUGAGCUGUCAACCUUAAACUAUAACCAUAAAGCAAUAAACUUUGUUUAUGUCAAGUGGGUUUCGGCUUCAUUUUCAGACCCCCUAUUCAAAGCUACUCACAUUCCUGGGCAUGAUGGGUGAAAAGAAUGUGUAUCCACUAAAUUAGAGGGAACAGUUAUAUUAUUCUUUCUUCAGUGUGGUGGAAAGAAAAUCACACACAGAGAAUUUUGACUUGCCCUAAUGAGAAAUAUGCUAGCACAUGCUGGACAACAACAGCCAUGUGUACACAGACCACCAGGUAGGCCAGCAAAUGUUGCCAAUAAAGUCACCAGACUGGACACUACUGGCCUGUUCCAUCUAAUCGCCUGCGAUGUCGCAUGUGUUCAGCUCGCGGGGUAACAAGAAAAAUCAGUGUGAAGUGUUAGAAAAGUGAGGGGGGUUUAUGUAUGGACAAAAACUGCUUCUUGGAAUAUCACACCAAGACACAGCUGUAAAAGUAUUCAAGUGCAAAACGCUUCACCAACAAAGCCUCCAACCAAAAUGUAAGUAAAAUAAACUCGAAAUUUAGAAACUUAUAGAUAUUUAGUAUAUAUUCAGGCAAUUAAUAAGACAUCAUAUUGCGGUUCUGUUACUCUGAGGUACUUUUAGGAUUAGUACCUUUAAAUUGACUGCGACUGCACCUCUGAAAUGUCUUUAAAAUACCAAUCAAUGUAACAUUUAUUACUGAGUAACUCAGUCACAUGGCACAGUGAUGUAAUUUUGAAAACAAAAUAAGUCAAGAUCAACAUAUAUGACUGAAGAUGUCCUUAGAGGGAGAUAUUUGUGUGUUCGUAAUAAAUAAUUUUGAUUUCACAUACUGGACCACAGUUCUGCUAUCCAGAAAAGCAAUGUACAUAUUUGCACAUAGUUAUAGAAUUAGUAUUUUGGUCUUGAAUAAGCAUUUAUUUGCAGUUGCAUUGUAAAAAUGUUUACAUAAAGCAUGGUUUUAAUGUAACAUGCAAAAUGACUUGAACUUUGUCUCGUAUCAGUACAAUAUUUGGAAUUUCUUAUGGGGGAGAAUAGGACACCUGUGAAUGGAGAUGAUAAUGACCAGGUUAAUAAAUCUUACAUUUGGAACUUGCAAUAUUUGAAAUAUAUGAUAAAUUUCAAAUUUGGUGGCUUAUUCUGACAUUGUUUACAAAGGACCGUUAUACUGCUCUUGUCACAGCGUUUGUAAUAACUUAGUUGAAAAGAGCCAUGAAUUUUCACUCAGUUUGAUGAAAUAAUAUUAUAUGCAGUUUUACAUCUUUCACAAUUUGUCGUAAACCUAGUAUUAGGAUUAGUUCCUUAAGAUACAAUGUGAAAUUUGAAGUGAGAGAAAUGUAUGCUAGUUGCCAGCCUCACUGCAGGCUUCCACAACAUAUAAGUAAUAAAUUGAAAGAACUUCAUA